GUGAGGAUAUUUAACCACAAUUAAUAAUUUAUACUAAAUCGAAUGAAAGAAACGUGUUUUUUAUUUUUAAAAUCUUCCCGAGUCCUAUGAAUAGACUUCUUUUUUCAUUCUCUUCUCGUAGGUGUACAUCGUGAUAGUAGCAGGUUUUAAAAAAAUUCGGCAAUGGCGGACGAUGGAGAAGAAGAUUACAUGAGCGAUCUCUCUCGUUUUCUCCCUCCUGACAACACCUCCAAGCCUUCAAAUAAGUUGUGUAGCAAAAGAGGCUCCAUUCCUCAGCCUUCGAGCAAGAAACCCAAAACCCUAAACUGGCAAGAGCAGCGGAAACUGACGAGAGAACAGAAGCAAGAAGAAGAGGAUAAAAAAAUAAUUUCGAGCUUAGAUUCAGCCAUUCCACAAUCAAACAUCGGAUUCAAGAUGUUGAAACAGAUGGGUUAUACCCCUGGGUCAGCACUGGGAAAAGAAGGGGGGUUCGGCAGGAUUGACCCAGUUGGGAUCGAGAUUCGCCGGUCGCGAGCUGGUAUUGGCAGGGAGGAUCCGAGGAAGGAGAAGAUAAGGAUGGAGGAGGAGAAGAUGGUUAGAGAAAAGAAUAGAGAGAAGGAAUUGAUGGUGGAUUUUGGUAGUCGGAAGAAGGAACAGUGGAAGAACAGGAGAGUUGUUGUGGACUAUCACAAAGCCAAGGCUGCGUUUGAACAAUUGGAGAACAAGGAGGUUGAAGUGGAGCAGGAGAAGAAGAGCGAUGAUGAAGAACAAGAAGAAGAGAAGAAGGAAGAGAUAAUAACAGAAGAGGAUUUGGAAGAAAUGCUAAUGAAAUUGAGAGAUGAGUAUGAAUAUUGCCUUUAUUGUGGUUGUCGGUAUGAAUCAAAGGAUGCACUCUUAUCUGGUUGUCCUGGAAUAAAUGAAGAUGAUCACUAGCUAGAAUUUUCUGUUUCUUCUUGUUGAUCCUUUCAAUUUGAAAUUAUUGAGAUGCUGCGAAAAAUGGUAGCUUUGACAAAAUCACAUUAAGAUAGAUCAAUGCUGUAACAUUACAGAUUCUGUACAGUCAGUGCUCAAUAGAACAAAUUACUUGAAUCAAUGCAAUUUUUGCAUUACUUUAUA
This is a messenger RNA of Impatiens glandulifera, 1095 nucleotides long. Its product is annotated as G patch domain-containing protein 11. The record is from RefSeq and is a predicted model, not a curated record. The coding region runs from base 163 to 912 and encodes 249 amino acids. The transcript is spliced from 4 exons. Gene Ontology annotation, molecular function: nucleic acid binding. Gene Ontology annotation, cellular component: kinetochore. NCBI's taxonomy places the organism in Eukaryota, Viridiplantae, Streptophyta, Magnoliopsida, Ericales, Balsaminaceae.